Messenger RNA from Formica exsecta, 7690 nucleotides. Its product is annotated as coiled-coil domain-containing protein CG32809. The record is from RefSeq and is a predicted model, not a curated record. NCBI's taxonomy places the organism in Eukaryota, Metazoa, Arthropoda, Insecta, Hymenoptera, Formicidae. Gene Ontology annotation, cellular component: cytoplasm.
GGGGGUCCGUCAGGGGGGAGAUUGAACCUGGCUCAAACGAACUCACACCUGGCAGACGGGCAGGCAGUGCUGGCGGGGGCAGCGUCGGCAGCGGUGGCGUCUUGGGGGUCGGUGUCGGCGCUGGCGGGGGUGGCUCGGGGAGCCGAGGUUCCUCCGGCGGUGGUGGCCGCUCGAGGGACGAGCCUAGAAGGCACACCCUCGGCGGCGAUCAUCAACCGUCCCUUCAUCAUCAGCAAUUCAACGCAGCGCAGCAGCUGCAUCCCCUACACCCACAUCAUUUGCCGCCACCACACGGCCAAUACGGCACCCCGCCAUCACGACACACCACUAUGGAUCUCGAGAUGGGGACCAAGUCUCGCCAGAGAAAGUCGCCUCUUCCGCGCGGGUAUCCGCCCCCAUCUUCGACGAUGCUCUUCGAUGACGACCCGGGCAUUAUGUCCGAGGUGGAGACCUCCAGCACAGGAUUUCGACGAGGUGGCAAGCAAAGAAGCAGCUUGCCCGUUGUACGAACACCCAGCAAAACUUUGGAGCGACCACUAGGACUGGUGUUCCUGCAAUACAGGAACGAGACGAAGAGGGCAUUGCUACCAAACGAGAUCACCAGUAUAGACACGGUCAAAGCCCUUUUCGUUAGAAGCUUUCCAAAACAACUCACCAUGGAAUAUCUAGAUAGUCCCCACGUAAAGGUUUACAUACACGACAGCAACAAGGACAUGUUCUAUGAACUCGAAGAUUUAAGAUCGCAUCUGAGAGAUAUCAGGGAUCGCAGCGUUCUGAGACUUUUCGAGAGGGGACCCUUGGGAGUACCAGGAGGUGGCGGCGGUUUACCGCCCCAUUGGGAAGAUCAGAGCUACUUCAGCGAGCCAGAAUUCGACAGCGAAUAUCAGCAUCAGCACAUUCACAAGAGCAAGACGGCCAAGAACUCGACGUCCGGUAGCGGAUAUUACGUGGGCGGAAGCAGCACCCUGCCGCGCGGUGGAUCGCUCCUAAGGGCGUACAGUCCGGCGGCGUCGAGCGUCGGAGGGCCGAACGCGACGCCGACGCAGCCCAAGACUCUUACCACACCAGGUGGUGGCGGGGUGCCGCCGGCCAAGCCGCUUCGCAGCUACCAGUGUGGUAAGAGUCCCCUUGGAAGCCUCGGGGGCUCGGCGCGCUUCUCUAGAGACAGCUCGGUCUCCCUCUAUAGUAUACCAGAUCGACUACACGGAGAAAGCGGAUACAUGAGCAGCCCUGAACGUGGUGGCGGCGUCGGUUCCGGAAGCGGAAGAUAUCCACCCGGGCCUUACAGCGCCAGUAGCAGUUACGAAGAUCCAUAUUAUUCGCAAUAUUCGGGCACCGUUACUCCCGUUAUCGAUGAAGAAGCCAGGAUAAGAGUGGAGCACAUGGAAAGACAGUUGGCCAAUCUGACCGGUCUCGUGCAGAAAGCUCUGACACAUGCUCCGCACACCAGCCCUUCGCCACGAGAAUACUUGCAAGUCCCGCCAGGACGAGAUCCUUACGCGAGAGCCGCAGGCGCCGGGGAUGAGUUCGACAAACAUUCUAGCUCCAGCUCUGCCUCACUGCCAGUGUCUCAACCUGCCGUUACAGAUGACUCGUACUUAAGGACUGACGUUAAACCGCCAAAAUUAGGCAAAGACAAGUCGGUGUCGUUUGAAAAGUCAGUGUCCUUCAGUGACGAGCCACCAGACAUGAACUCCCCCAAACAACACUCCCCGCAACAUGCAGCGGACACAAAACCCACGAAACCGGCAAUCAAAUCCUCCACGUUGCCGAGGAUGUCGUCGCAAGAGAGGGACAGGCACAAACCGACGCCACCGCCGAAACCGGCCGCGCUGGUGGCCGGCCAAUACGUAUACAGGGACCUGGCGCUCACACCGGAAAUGUACAAUCAACUGCGGGGUCUCCAGAAGAAAGCGAAAGACCUCAGGCAGGAAGUGAGGAAUCUCAGGCGCAUGUCGCAGGCACAGGCCCAUACAGUGCGCGAAACGAUCAGGGACACGUUCAUCACCAUUAGGGCUAUGCUAUUGUCAGGAGGAGAUGCGGCCUGGACAGCUGGAGACACAGAGAAGAUUCGACUGAGUCGCGAGGAAGACCUCUACAAGCAAGAAAUGAUAAGGCUGGAAAAAGAUCUCACCGAGCUGGAGAGCACCGUGGAGGAGCUUCGCGGUAACGUGAUCAAUAGAAAGACGCGUGUCAAUAUGUCGGAUGUAGAGAAUAUGGCUUUGAUAUUGAGUAAAUCCAGCAAAACUGUUGCUGACCUCAAGGUACGUUUCCCGAGUCUGCAGGAAGGUAUGAAGGGUCUACUUAGCUCCGAAAUGGAAAAAGUGGUGCGCGAGGAGAAGUUCCUCAAGGAAGAACCCGAACGAUUAGAGUCCGCGUUGAGACGUUGCAAGAAACUCACCGGCACAUUAGUGACGCUCAAACGCUUGGCGUCGGUGCAAGAGCAGCGAUUACCAAACGCAGCGAGCGUGGAUGCCGAAGAAACGCCACCAAUAACACCGACGACGGCACAGCAUUCCAAGGCAGCUGCCCCUGUGCCAGCGGAACGCACUGUCGUGGGGUCAGCGAGCGUCCUCGGGGGAGGGAGCCACCCUCACGAGUCACCCGCCGACCCUCAGCAGCGUCCGGAGAACGCACUCGACGCUCUGCUAGAUGAACUGCAAACCUUCUCGCGACCUGGCUCGCAGAUGGGCCACGUGUCUAGCAGUCUGUCAGUGCACUCGAGCCCGAACGUGCUCCUGGCUGACAUCGGCCGCGCUUCCAGCCUACGAGAAUCGAGCAUCACGGCAACCACCAGCGGCGGCAGCGGCAAUCGCGCGCCCAAUAUCAGCGACAUCGGUCGAAAGGGCAGCGUGGAUUCGUCGAGUGGUACCCUGACCGCGAUCUCUGCCUCAGCCGUCAUGGUGGGCUUGCCCGGGAUGGCACCGGGUGCCAGCGGCACUCUGCGUCGUCUACAUUCAUACCCAUCGAGCUCGGAUACCGACACCUCGCCGCCCAUCGCCAGACUGCAGGCGUUGUCGCUGCAGGAGCAACAACUAUCGCAGCCUACGGGGAUGCCGGUGUUACCGCAGGCCUUCCUACCCGGGCAGAAGCCGCCGGUUCCGGAACGGAACGUCGAGCUACUGCAGCUGGCGAGCGCCAGGAGAGUACCGCCGCCACCGCCGCCGCGCACUAGCUCUCGAUCACCUCUGGCGAGCCCGACCAGCCCCCAACUGCCGCCCAGGAAUCAUCCGUGCACUCUGCAGAGCGGCAACGCGACUUUACGUCGACCUGUGACACGCGGCGGCAAACCGCCCAUGGCCCUACCGCCAGAUACUACCACGAUGAUCCUGUCCACGACAGAACAGAUCGGCGGGGACCGGUCAGCGCCGUCGAACGUGGCUGCCCCGAUACACAACUCGUCGUCCUCGCAAUCCUCCGCAGUGCUGUCGACCAGCAACUCAAGUUCCUGCGAGAGUGUUAACUCGCAGGAAGGCCUGCAAAGUAAGCGCGGCAGACAGGAGCAACUGGAGCAACGGCAUCAGGAGCUCCUAAGGAAACAGAAGGCCCUACAAGAACAAUACGCCAGGCUGCAGCAGCUACAAAGGAACGCGGCCGGUCUCACCACUGUACCGCCAACGCCACCCGAUCUCCUGAAGAAAACCGGUUCUGAGAGUAAUCUCCUCGCGAAGAUGGGCCUCGGUCUAAGCGCCGCGAGUUCCGGAUCUCUCACCAGUCUCAGUAUCAAACCGCAGAUGGUUUCGCAGGAGGCUAUCGGCGAUGCUAAUCAAGUGACCAAGAUCGAGAUCACCAAUGGACAGAUACUCCCGAUGACUUUCGCGACAACUACGACAACAACGACGACAACCAGCAACCAGAUUGUCCCAGUAGGCGUCCCCACCUCCAUGACGGUAGUGUCGGCCUCAACAACCACCGGCUCGGCCACAACCGUCACUACCAUGUCCACUACGACCACCAGCAAGGUCUACGAGACGGAUAUUCUGUGACCGAGAAGCCGCUCGCUGAUCGGCUGCUCGACCGUCAAGGUUGCCGCUGAAAUCGCGCUGGCGAGUAGUUAACACGGCCGGCGAGAUCGCGAGGCCAUUAUAUCACGUGGUCCUUGAUCCUCCUCGAUCAAAAAAAAAAGGAACGAGGGAUAAUGAAACGGGAAUGGACACGACGAAGAAUAGAAUAGAAAAGGGACAGGAAUUGGUAGAAUUAAGGAGAUCAAACGGGAGACACGAAAACGACUGACGGAGAGACACAAAUACGAAAAAACAAAGAAAAAGAACACAGAGAAGGAAUAAGAAAAAGAAGAGAAAAAUUACUCCGCCAGUCUUCACCAUGUACGCGCAACAUCUAAUUUGCGAAAUAAGCGUAGAAUAAAGCGUAGAAACUUAGCGCGAGACGUAAUGCGUAAGAACAUAAUACCGCACUAAUUACUACGGCUAACAAUAGCAUUAAUGAUCGUAAAACGACGCGCGAGGAAAGCUCUCGAUAUACGCGGACGCGUAAACGGAAGAAUCAACGUUUUUGAAAAAGAGAAGAAGAGAAAACGCGGCGUUGGGGUUCGUUGAAUUAUGCAUUUUUACACGAGCAUAUUCAAUGCGCCCAUCUGAAUAGACGGGUCACAUCCGGGUGCUUCAUCGCACUAACGUCGGACGCGUCGUCUUGCCCUCUUUCUUGGUCUCUUGAGAUUUUUCCCUUCGAUUCUCAAAAUCGAUCCUUGUAUACACCUCGUACACAUCCGGCGUGCUCUUCGUAACACGUCUCUGUGCCAAAAUACGAGAAGAACGCGACGUAUACUUGCGUACUUUUUUAAGAUUAUACACAGCCGUCACCCGCGUAAUUAGCCGGCUCUUCGUUCUUUCUUCAUCGUAGUAGGGCGAGCGUAAAACACCGUCAAGAUUCUACGUAGACGAAUCAUCAUAUAAAUAUUAUACAUAAUAUACAUACGUAUAUAUUAUACAUAUAAAUAUAUGUACGCGUACGGGCGGGGAGAUUUAUAUAAAUAUAUACACAUAAGUGGAAAAAUAGAUAGAUAGUAUAUGUAUACACGAGAUAUACUGUGCAAUCUUUUCUCGUACACAUGUGCGCAUAUACAACACAUACGUAUACAUUCACACAUCGUUAAUGCCAUAAACGAAACUGCGGCGAUGUCGGCGAAAUCACACGCCUUUCGUACACGAUGACGACGGUCCUAACGUGACUUUUAUCGUGCUUAAAAUAAUUGCUACCGUACAUGUGUGUGUGUAUGUGUGUGUAUGUAUAUAUAUAUAUAUAUACAUAUAUACAAACACAUCCAGCCGUAUUUACACAUAUAUAAAUACACAUAUACAGGAUGCGUAGCGAUAUAGGCGAUCGACGUUGAUUAUUCCUCGUUACCGGCAAGAUAUUUACGGGUGGCACUCUAGGCGAAAAAAUAUUCCGGGGGUAUACAAGGAGUCUGAGAUUUAAUUUUAAAUAAAUUAUAAAUGCAUUUGGACUUUAAAUAAAUUAUAAAUGCAUCGUGUAUGUUUGCAAUCUAAAGUCUACGGAAACGACCCAUAAAGAUAAAAUACUGAUUGAUUCUGAAAGUGUUAAUUCAUAUCGAUGCAAUUGGAGGACUGUUCGCUCUAUAUCUCUCUUUCGGAAAACACAUGGCUAAUCGGAAUCAAGAGGCAAGACGCGCGAAAGACCUGUCAGUAAAUUUUUUGGCGGCCAAAGAAAUGUCAUGCGUUAAAAAGAGAAUAUUGCUCAAUAUUUAUCAACCCAAAUAACGCGGCAGCGCUGCUACAUUUUGCAAUUAACACCGCAGUACCGUGCACCCUGCGGAUUGAAUUACUUGGACACGAUCGCACGAUUAUUAACUAAUUAUCACGUUGCGCGCCACAGAAAGAUAUCGUCGAAUCGCUUCAUCCUUUUCUUUUCCAUCAUCGCAGGCGAAAAAUCGAAUGUGUUUACGAUCAAGUUGGCGGAUCGUCGAUCCUUUAACGAUAUUCUCCUUUGUCAUUUAGAUAAAAACUAAAAUAAAUUCGAUGCGACAAAACAUUGUGAGAACUUUGCGCGUCACUUUGAUCGUUUCUCGCAAGCGUGAUUCGCACUAUUUUAUCACAGCUUACUGCACGAAAGAUAAACUCGUCAUCGCGCCUUCUAAACGAAAAAAAUAAAUGUCCAAGAUAUAAAACGUCUGAAAUGUCUAACGUGAAAUUGCAUCUGUCAGAUGUGUCUUUCAGAUGUCUUUUGGACUUUUCGCAUCGCCAAUUGGAUUGUCGGCGCUCGACGCAGUGCGCAUACUAUGCUAGGAAGGGCCUAACAGCUAAUACAUUCGCGUAUUUAUUUUGUAUGCUUUAUUCUCCUCUUCCGUUAGAGCAAAUGUUCACCGAAAUUUUCGUCAUAAUCCUCGGAUGCGUUUGCGGGGUUUAAUUUAAACUCGGUAGUGUAUGGAUUCUUCGUGAAAUUGUUACUGAUAUCAUGCUUUUGCAUUUGUUAAUAUCUAGCGAAUAACGCGUUGCUAAUUAUUAAUUGAAAAAUUCGAAAGCAAAAUGCGCUGGUUAACGAGGAUCCUUAAAUAGUUUGACAUGAAAACGCGAUUGACAAGGAGAUCGAUUUUCUAUGUUUAUAAUUGCGUAAUUCUCUCUCGUAGAUUAGAAAAAUUUCUCUCGUGUGUUAUGUUCUGUUAGUAAGAAGAAAAUUAAUUAAAAAGUAUUAUUAGAUUAUUAGAAAUAAAUUAUGCAUGCUAUACGAUAUUGUCUCUAUACAAGAUCGUAAGUUUUGCUAAUAUCGCGACAGAAUAAAAUUAAGAAUUGAAAAAUAUUGGCGUAAACAAUUUUACACGAUCAAAUACAUACUUCAAUAUAUAAUUUACUAGUAAUAAACGACAUAGAUAUAUUUAUAUAAUCACGCGAUCGAUUAAUAUUUAUUUUAUGAUUGAAUAAACGAGACAGAUUGUCAUUUACGCAGUUGACGUGAAAUAACGCAUCCGAGGGUUAAUUGCAUGUGGCGAGAUGUAUAAAGAUCUUAUUUAUUUCCCACUAUCACACAAGCAUAUGUCUCUAUAGAGAAAUCAUAAUUACUUACAAUAAGAGCACAUAUAUUAAAGAUAAAGUGAACGAUAAUGAUCGAUAAUGAGCAUUUGUUUGCGAGUGCUUAUCGAGUAUUAAUACAACGCGAGAUACCAGCGGGAAGAAAAAGAGAAAAAAAAAAAAAAGUAUUUUUUCUCUCGUUUUUUAAAUUUUAUUUCCAUAUCGGAUUUGUAUACUGUUCCGCGCGCGCUUAUUGUAGGUACUUAAGCCACAAUUAUAUAUUGCAUUUACGAAAGCUACUUUGAACGGUGCAUUUUCGUUCACGGUGAUACAUCUAAGAAUAUCGCAAUAGAAUUAGAAUUGUAUUUGUUAUCGGGGUAUACGUUUAAUCGCGCGCGCGCUAAGUAUAAUCAAUUUUUAGGUCCCCAUCCCGUCCUUUCCUUCAUUCUAAUUGUAAACGAAGCGUUUCGGAUCGAAGGUGCGCGCUAUCGAUCCGUGCGAAUCAAGCGCGAACCAUUCGUGAUCGAAUUGCGUUUUUUUUUUAAUCUCCGUUUUCUCUCCCAUAACGCGAUUAGCGAGAAUUAUUAGUGUAAUGUUUUCUGAUGAUCCUGUACGCCAAAUCGAAUUGACUUGUUACAUUUGUAAAUGUUUGUAAGUACUACCGUACAUAUAAUAAAAUAAUCGAGUAAUAAUCAUCGAAUUAUCCU